AUGGCACAUGAACCCAAGAAUGCCCAUUUAACCAACUCUGAUCGAGAUUCGUCGAGCAGCGAGCGAGAUAGACUUUAUCUUGAGCGGCUAGGGAAAAAGCCGGUGUUGAAACACUUUUACUACACCACUGGAAAAGUAUGGAUUCACGCUCCGUUGUGCAAGCUUGAAUUGACAUGUGCCAGUGGAGGCUCCGCGGGAGCAGUCUAUGCUUUCAUAUUCUCUUGGAUCGGUACAGCCUGUUGCUUCUCAGUGUUAGCAGAGCUGGCAUCAAUGGCACCGACUUCAGGGGGUCAAUACCACUGGUGCGCGAUGCUCGCACCAAAAGGUUGCAUGAGGUUUUUGAGUUACAUCACUGGUUGGCUUGCAGUGAUUGGCUGGCAGACUGCAUUCACGGCGGCAGCCCACCUGGCCGGAACUGAAAUCCAAGGCGUCGCAAUCCUCGUUUACAACAAUUAUCAGGCUAAAAGAUGGGAAGGCACAUUAGUGAUGUGGGCCUCCCUUUUGGUCGGACUGGCUGUGAAUCUCAAAGGUGGCAAACUCUUUCCUCGAUUGGAGCAAGGUAUCUUGGUGGUUCAUGUCCUCGGUUGUUUAGCAAUUAUCAUACCGAUGGUUGUGCUAGCCGAUCAUCGAUCCGACCAGGAGGUCUUCCGAGAGUUUUUGAACGGUGGGGAAUGGCCAACACAAGGUCUUUCUUGGUUUGUCGGGUUAUCAGGUUGUGCGUUUUCCUUUGCCGGCGGUGACGCGGUUGUUCAUAUGGCCGAAGAGAUCCACAACGCAGCCGUCAUUCUUCCGCGUGCUAUCAUGCUGAGUGUGCUUAUCAAUGGUAUUCUAGGGUUCAGUAUGCUUAUUGCUGUUCUCUUUUGCAUGGGAAAUAUCGAAGAGGCUCUAGCCUCUCCAACGGGGUAUCCAUUUAUCGAGAUAUUCUCACACGCCACGGGAUCUAUAGCAGGAGCGGCACUCAUGUCUACCAUUGUACUCAUCAUCUCUAUUUUUGGAGUGAUGGGUAUUCUUGCCGCCUUGUCACGUCAGAUCUGGUCGUUUGCCAGAGACAGGGCAGUCCCGGGGUGGCGAUUAUGGGUCAAGGUAGGCAGAAAGUUCCUCAAGCUGCCCGUCACAUUUUCGCUUGCCACAGCUAUCGCAUGGCUUCUGUGUCUCAUCAACAUUGGAUCAGACGUUGCGCUUCAGGACAUUCUGUCAAUGGCAGUGUCUGGCAUAUACCUGUCUUACCUGAUGGUAGGCUCCUUGCUCCUCUAUCGUCGUUGCAAGGGUGAUAUUUUCCAAUACAACGAUAGCGAGGGAGCAAUCAAUGUUCCUGGCGCCAAAUUAGUUUGGGGCCCAUUCCACGUACCCGGGGUCAUCGGCACGCUGAUCAAUGCAUAUGCUGUUGUGUACAUGAUUAUCGUUGUUUUUUUCAGCUUUUGGCCUCCGCACAUCUCACCGACUGUCACGACGAUGAACUUUAGCGUUGUGGGGACAUUUGGGACUGUUAUACUGGCCGUCGCUUAUUACCUGAUACGUGCCAGACAUGUCUAUACUGGCCCAGUGUUGGAGACAAUGUCUUGA
Molecule: messenger RNA, 1563 nt
Organism: Penicillium brevicompactum
Lineage: Eukaryota; Fungi; Ascomycota; Eurotiomycetes; Eurotiales; Aspergillaceae
Product: amino acid permease
Exons: 6
Coding region: 1-1563 (520 amino acids)
Biological process (GO): transmembrane transport
Cellular component (GO): membrane
Molecular function (GO): transmembrane transporter activity
Source: RefSeq, a predicted model, not a curated record